AUCUCUCGACAGAUUUAAUUAAUGUUACCUUUACAUUUAGCUCCAUUCUCUAGAAUUAUAUUUGAGCUCUACAUUCUCCUUAAAGAAAGGUCGUGUUGGGUUUGGCAGAGGAUGGCUAGAGAUGAGUAAACUUCUAUUCAACAUAUCUUUACAUAGCGUCAAAUAACAACCCGAUCUCAUGAACGUGCGUAUAAAUAGUACGCCAAAUAAAAACAAAAACUCGUGGUAUUGAUACGCAAAAUGUCCUUUAGCGUGUAUAUGCUACGCGAUGGGUAGGAUUAGGGUUGUGGGGUAGAUGCGUAUCAUAUGCACGCCAACAAUUUUCGUAUCAUAUGCACGCGAAAACUGUACUGAUCCAUUAGAACGAAUCUGGCUUUCCAAAGUAAUUCAUAGAAACGCCCACCUGGACCAAAAUCACCUUUCUGGUGAUGCAUAGAUAGGUUACUUGUACAGCAAGCAGAUGAACCCAGAAUAUAAAUGCAAUGUUUCACAUAAAAGUUUCGCAUUCAUAUUCGGGGCUAAUCUACUUGCCUAAAUAAAGUAUGCAUCAGCAAGGUGUAUACUGGAUGUGAUCUUUUAAUAUCACUGUUUUAAUACAUUAAGGCAGUAUAAGUGUUUUUCACAUUAAAUGUUUUACCUGUUGAUUGAAAUAUUGCUGCUUGGAAACAGAUGGAAAAUUGACUACAAAAGUAGCUAGUAGCUACUGGUAAAGUUUAGGUAGCCUAUAAUUUCCUAGUCAUCCUUUUAUUUUGCAUACACUCUUUAACCAUAGAUUGUGACUAUGGUUAAAGCGGAUUUGUUAUAUGUGUGAAUGAAUAAACAUUAUGUUAUAUCAAUCUAUAAAAAUUCACUUUAUAAACUAUGUAAACACACCUAUUUUGCCACUUUUCCCCAGACCAUAUUAGUAUAUUCUGGUAAUGUCGAUUGGAUGGACCAACCCCAGUCUGGACUGUCCUUGCCCCUGGUUUGACUAUGUUCACAUUUGGCACAUUUUCUAAUAUGAAACAAAUUUAUAAGUGAUUUAAUAAUGAAAUUAAUCCCGGCUGGGACAUAGACCCCCCGGUUUCACAGACAAGGCUUAAUCUUAAAAUAUAUCAGUUCCUUUGAUUUGUCUCAAAAUGCACCCCAGUAAUGUUUUUUCUAAGCAUGCUUAUAAAAAUUACUUAAAUGUCCUAAUUGAACAAUGACCUAAUCCUGGCUUAGUCGAAGCCCUGCCUGUGAAACCGGGCCUGAGUGUCCAUAGCUGAAGAAACACCCAGUUACAUAAGGCCUGCUCAAAUGAACUGUUAUAGAAGCAGUAUCACAUAUUCAGUUAACAGCAAUCAUGCUGUUCUGUAUAUAUAUAUAUAUAUAUAUAUAUAUAUGUAUAAGCACAUCUGUGACAACCUGUGUCUUCAUGGCCAUAUUACAGCCAUGUUGAUAUUCAGACCAGCAUUCUUUGGUCAUGUGACGCUGGGUAAGCAUAUAGGAUAUGAUUGUGAUUGACAGGAUAAUGUUGCAGCCCUCAACAUUCUUCAACUCCAUAGGAACGCUUUCUCUUUGUUGUUAAGCAACUCUUCAGGUAAAUCUUGAUUCCCAGCUUUGAGAAUGAAAGAAAAGAGUGAUCAGUGAAACCUGGUUUCUUGACAUUCAGUAAGCUUUGGCUGACAAGAAAGAGAAGAUGUGCAAAGACAAGAUACUCUCUUUAUUUUCAAAGAUGCCAAAACCCGCUGAUGUGAUGCUAACCGUGCCAGUAUACCAGCAACAGCAGUAUGACGUCUCCAGGUUCCUGAAGAUCAAGCCACUGGCUUUGGGGGUAAAAACACACUGUUCCACAUCAAGAGAAGUAUUCAGUGAGUAUGAACAAACAGGUACUAUAUCUUGUGUUUUUGUCUCACAGAUUUUGGAACUAUUGCUAGCCUUAUUGGGACUCUGUUUGAUAAUCUGGAAUGUUUGUUUUUCUCUUCUCUGGUCACCAGUCAGCUUCAUUUUAACUGGAGCAUUAACAGUCUCGGCAGCAAGCACAUGCAAACCAUGUCUGGUCAAAUCCUCACAAAUGCUCAGCUAUUUCAAUGCGGCAGCAGCUGCUCUGUCUCUCCGCUUUCACUUUUAUUACACUUGGGGUGUGACCUGCUUUGUCCUUAUGGCUUGUGAUACUCUCAUCUUCAUUUUUUCUGUUACUGUUGCUUUAACCUCCUAUUCCUGUUGCUGCAGACCAAAGCCAAGACAUGUCGAGAUCAGUUAUAUGGACGCAGAUUUGCCUGUCAACCAUAUUGUGCUCGUGGGCCAGCCGGACCCCUCUGCAGUGGUACAGUCCGUUAGUUCAAUCAUGUACAUGCUGCCAGCCGCACAUGGCUCAGUCCCACCUGCGCCUCUGCCAAAUUACAGUCCAGUACCAACUAUACCUCCACCAGCCUACGACCAGGUCUCAGCUGCACCUCCACCAAACUACAGUUCAGUCCCAAGUACUCCUCCACCAGCAUAUGAGGAUUUACAGACCAGAAGAUAAACCGGAUUUCAGUUGGUGUUUACACAUUGAU
Molecule: messenger RNA, 2519 nt
Organism: Onychostoma macrolepis
Lineage: Eukaryota; Metazoa; Chordata; Actinopteri; Cypriniformes; Cyprinidae
Exons: 6
Coding region: 1661-2488 (275 amino acids)
Source: RefSeq, a predicted model, not a curated record